This is a messenger RNA of Amphibalanus amphitrite, 608 nucleotides long. RefSeq names its product translation initiation factor IF-2-like. The transcript has 6 exons. The annotation marks the transcript as partial. Lineage: Eukaryota; Metazoa; Arthropoda; Thecostraca; Balanomorpha; Balanidae. The record is from RefSeq and is a predicted model, not a curated record.
AUGCCUGGAAAGCCGGCGGCAGAGCACCCCUGUCGCCACCGGGCCGAGCGUCCCGGUCCCGGUCAGUCCGUCAGUCCCGGCCAGUCCCAGUCCCGGUCAGUCCCGGUCAGUCCCGGCCAGUCCCAGUCCCGGUCAGUCCCGGUCCCGGUCAGUCCCAGUCCCGGUCAGUCCCAGUCCCGUCCCAGUCCCGGUCAGUCCCAGUCCCGGUCCCGGUCAGUCCCAGUCAGUCCCGGUCAGUCCCAGCCCCGGCCAGUCCCGGUCAGUCCCAGUCCCGGCCAGUCCCGUCCCGGUCAGUCCCGGCCAGUCCAGGUCAGUCCGUCAGUCCCAGUCCCGGUCAGUCCCGGUCAGUCCCGGUCAGUCCCAGUCCCGGCCAGUCCCGGUCAGUCCCAGUCCCGUCCCGGCCAGUGCGGCUGCGGCUCAUCCGAUACAAGUCCCGCCGGUAUGUUCCCUUCAGUUUCAUCACGGGUCACGAUCAGCAGGGAUGAGACUGCCGGGCAGGUGGCAGCCCCUGCCGGGCAGGAGGCAGCCCCUGCCGGGCAGGUGGCAGCCCCUGCCGGCUCGGCACGCCUCGUCCACCCGCAGCUCGGCCAGCUCAGAGACCUGAUACA